This is a messenger RNA of Poeciliopsis prolifica (blackstripe livebearer), 2005 nucleotides long. Its product is annotated as endothelin receptor type B-like. Bases 427 to 1839 code for a protein of 470 amino acids. Gene Ontology annotation, molecular function: endothelin receptor activity. NCBI's taxonomy places the organism in Eukaryota, Metazoa, Chordata, Actinopteri, Cyprinodontiformes, Poeciliidae. Gene Ontology annotation, biological process: vasoconstriction; G protein-coupled receptor signaling pathway; regulation of blood pressure. Gene Ontology annotation, cellular component: membrane. The transcript has 9 exons. The record is from RefSeq and is a predicted model, not a curated record.
GGGAAAACAAACGGUUGUCGCCCGUUACCGGGAGAAACGGGAAGCAGAAAAUGAGGGAGGAGAGCUGAAAGGGCGGCACCAGAGGCAGGAAAACAGUUAAUGAGCGAUGACUGGAGGAGGAGCAGAGGAUAAGGGUGAGUAGGAACCAGAACCCGACCGUCUGGACCAGUUCUGUCUCGAGCCUGAACGGAACGCUUGUCCUUUUCGUGCCGCUCUGUCCCGAAACCUCACAUGGAAUAUAUUUGGAAAAAAUCAAAAUAAAGAGCAGACAAAUAGAAACAGCAAAUCAAUCUGACAGCUCCUAGUUCAUGCUGAAGCAGUUAUUUGUGCUUUCAGUAAAAGGUUCUGUUUUGGUUUUGAGGACACCAAGUAACUACUGUAAGUACUUUCUCCAGGCAGUUCCAGGAUUUCAGAGCAGAGUCCAGGAUGAUUUCUGGAGUUCAGGAUGUUGACUCAGUGAAACCAAGGAAGUCCAUGUUUCUCCCGCUGCUGCUUGUCUGGUGUUUCCUGUUUGUCUCCCAUGUUGAGGGCCUUCGCAACUUCACGCCUCAGCCUCUCCAGUCAGAGACGGCGAUACCUGAACUCCCCAGCACCAAUCGUUCUACAAACGCAGAGACGCACAUGUCGCAAGAGACGGUCAAUAAACCGUCCGUCUCGUUGGACUCUGAAGCAGAAAACCUGAAGGCUGAGAACAAACUGAGGGCCAAACAUAAUAGAAAACUUGCAAGUUCCCAGAACUCGUCUCAAAACUCAAACCCUAAGCUGCCAGUCCGCCCUCGGUGCACCCAGGAAAUGUCGGUAAGAGCCGUCUUCAAGUACAUCAACACGGUGUUCUCCUUCAUAAUCUUUGCUGUGGGGAUCAUCGGCAAUGUCACCCUGUUGAGGAUUAUCUGCCAAAAUAAAAGCAUGAGGAACGGACCCAACGCCCUGAUAGCCAGCCUCGCCAUGGGAGACAUACUGUACAUCGUCAUAGACGGCCCAAUCAAUGUCUACAAGCUCCUGGCAAUGAGGUUCCCAUUCGCCGACCAACCGUUUGGUCAAUUCCUCUGCAAGUUGUUACCCUUCAUACAGAAGACUUCAGUCGGCAUCACCGUCCUCAACCUGAUUGCUCUCAGUGUGGACAGGUAUCGUGCGGUGGUGUCCUGGUCUCGGAUUCAGUGCGGCGGCAUUCCCAAGGGAACGGUGGUGCAGAUCAUGGUGAUCUGGUUGCUGUCUGCCUUACUGGCCGUGCCGGAGGCCGUCGGCUUCAACCUGUACCGCUUCACUAUCGGCAACAACACCAUUAGUACCUGCCUAAUAAGGCCCGAGAACUCCUUCUCGAAAUUCUACAUCAACUUCAAGGAUUGGUGGAUAUUUGGCAUUUACUUCUGCAUCCCUCUGACCUGCUCGGCGAUUUUCUACGGCCUCAUGACUCAUGAGAUGCUCCGGCAUGAGAAGGGAGAUCUAAAGCGGUCACUGGGUGAACAACUGAAACAGCGCCGCGAAGUGGCCAAGUCUGUGUUCUGCCUGGUGGUGAUCUUUGCCCUCUGCUGGUUUCCUCUCCACUUCAGUCGGCUGCUGAAGUUGAUGAUCUAUGACCCCAGCGACCCUGGCCGCUGUGAAUUACUGAACAUUCUGCUGGUGCUCGACUACUUCGGCAUCAACUUGGCGACCGUCAACUCCUGCAUCAACCCCAUCAUCCUCUUCUUCGUCUCCAGGAAAUACAGGCACUACUUCAUGACACCAUGUGGUCCAGAUACUACACCUCCUUCUUCAUCAACUGGCACAUCAAAGACCAGCUGGAUGUGUUCCAGAUUCUCCUCAAAUGUUUUAGAAAAUAUUAUGAGGCCAUCAAGGUAACUGAGCAGAAGAUGCUGUUUUGCUGCCGUCACUUUUGGCCUUUCUCCAACAACCUGCAGCCUCUCCAACACGGGAACAGUCAGCAGUUUCAAAACUCUGACCGCUGAUGGUUUCACCGCCACAGAAAUGUUUUCACAUACGACCCAUAAAGUCAUGUUGGAUCUUA